Chara braunii is the source of this 4292-nucleotide messenger RNA. NCBI's taxonomy places the organism in Eukaryota, Viridiplantae, Streptophyta, Charophyceae, Charales, Characeae. The record is from the annotation of a GenBank genome assembly.
UGGCGUUGGGUAGUUUAGGUUGUCUGAUGGGUACCGCCUGAUGAGGGUGAACUUUGACGCGAUUGGCGUUGGGUGGUGUUGUUCCACCUCCUUGAGGACAGAGACUGGAAUUCUUGUGGGGGCAAGGAAUUUCAGGGUGAUGAUGGUGCUCACCCCCUGCUGAGAUGAGGUCCUCCGGAUUUCUUCAUGACAACGGAGUUUGGGAGGGUGGAUGGGAUUUGCAUGCAGGAAGCAGGGGUGGAUGCGAUUGGUGCUGAGUAUCACGGCGAGUACCGGCCACUGGUCACUAACUCCACCUGGAUCAGCUUGAGAUGUGGAUCGGGGAGGGAGCCAGCGGGGAAUGAGGAGUUUGAGGACAGCGAGGAGGAGAGGAGGGCGGUCAAGGGUGGAGAUGAUGAUGGUGAGAGUGAUGCAAAGGACAUGGAGGCGCGGCGAGAGGUGGAGCGUGCCAGGGGAAAGCUGAUGAAGGAGAAGGCCGUUGACGAGGACAGCACCUCUGACGAGGACGCCGACGACGACGAUGGCGAUGAGGGAGCAGACCUUGGGGCCUCUCUGGAUGGGGGGUUGAUGGGCGAUGGCCGUCGUGGCCAAGAGGGGGCAGCUAGGGCGAUGAAGGAGGCUGCGGGAUCGAAGAAGAGAAAGAGGAAGGCGAAGAUGACUACCACUAAGGCGAGAUCAGCACCUUCUCAGCCCAAAAAGAGCAGAUGGUGGUACGUGAGCGGCAUCCCAUUCGAGGCGGCGAGGAGGCCAGAGUAUCAUAGGAUGAGGAAGAAGUUGCUUGAGUAUCCGCCGUAUGCACAUCCGGCAUUACCCACGCACCGUGUCAUUUCGUGCGAAGGCAUCCCUCAGCAGCAGCGAGUUGUGGCGGACAUGGUGGCGGCCAUCCAUAGGGCUAUUGAGGCGACGGGAGCGACCAUCCUCACGGAUGGUCGCAAGUCCAUCACGAGCGACCAGAUAGUCAACUUCCUUGCUGCUGGUCCCACGGGCGCGUACCUUUUCAGGAUUGUGCAGCGGGAUGGUGCUGUUCAGGAGACAACAGAGGCCGUAGUGGAGCGAUGGAAGGACGUGUUCGACAAGUUUGGUGUCGACAAGGUUAACGCCAUUUGUACUGAUUCCGCGUCUGCGUAUGUUGCUGCGUCCAAGCUCCUCGCCCAGGAGGAAGUCAAGUACAACCGCAUCACUUGGCUUCCGUUUGCGGUCCAUGUCUGCAACUUGUUGUUGUCAGACAUCGCGAAGGAUGGGCGCGGCGGGAGCCUCGGGAAGAGGGAGGACACCAUCAUCAGGGCUCGAGCUGUCGUGCGUUUCAUCAGAGAGCACGGGCUGCCGCUCACCCCUCUUCCGCCUCCGAGGCGGCUUGGUUCGAGCUCUGCGCCACCCUCGUCUCAGCGGCGAGGCAGGGAGCUUGUGUACCCUAUGCAGACGAGGUUUGCCACCCACUACUUGAUGGUGGAGAGGCUGUUGGAUCGUCGCAGAGCGUUGGAGGCAUUGAUGAUGAGCGGCGAUUGGCUGCGGACUGCAUGGAGGAGGUCCAUUUUUCUGCAGGCCAGAUGGGUGCGUCAUCAGGUGCGGUACGCGCCAUUCUGGGAGCACGUGGAGGACAUCGUGGCGCUCAUGACGCCUAUGAUGCAGUUGCUGCGGCGUCUGGACAGGGGGGGUUCGCAUGAUGACUCGCAUGUGGUCGUGGGGUUUUGUCAUGGUCGACAGGGUGGCGAGAGCAAGCCUCAACAUGACGCUGAAGGACGAGCUCCACAUCGUUGUUCAGGCUUGUCAGGAGCGGGUCGCUCAUAUGUUGGAGCCCGCACAUUGCAUGGCCCACCUCCUCAAUCCGCGGCAGAGGAGCAUUACUUUUUUUGGAGCGGCGAGGCGUACCGACCACGAGCGGAUACUGGCAGACGAGUCGUUACGUUGCGCACGCAGCUGGCGGAGUUUCAUUCUCGGGAGGGCGAUUGGAUGUAUGGAGGGGCCGAGGGAGACAGGGAUGCGGCCGCCUGCAAAGGGGAGAAGGAGACGUCACAGGUCCAGCGCGGGCGGAAGGAUCGCCUUUCAAAGGCACCUCCCAACGUCGCGACGUAUUUCGGUCGUCGUGCCACGGUGCUGAUGGCGCAUGAGUUGGAGUCGGUGUACGAUCCCGAGCCUGAUCCCAUGGCUCAGGAUGCGAUGGAGGCCGAGCCGUGUUCCGAUCCAGACGACCUGGCCGUGGAGUCAGAGCCAGGAGGUUCUGAUGACGAUGACGACGACACUCCUCUCAACCAGAUUCCGCAUCCUCGCACACGUGCGUCCACGGCGGCCGCUGCACCGUCUCCCGCAGCACGCCCUCCUUCGAGUGCUCCCGACGUCUCACAGCCAGGCCCGGCGGACCAUGUCGAGAGCAGUACGCCACACCCUUCAACCGAUCGUCGAGGACAGGGAGGGACUCGCGAGCGUGUCGACGAGGGAGACGACGGCGAUGGCGACGAUAGGGAGGGAUAUGACGGCAGCAGUGAGGAUGAGGAUGAUCCAUGUGAUUCCCCGACACGCGGACAUGGUGACGACGACGACGACGAGGGCGGCGACGGUGGACGGGCUGUGGGUGGUUUGCGGAAGUCCGAGAGACAGCGUGGCGACCGAUGCAGUGGUGCAGGCAGGGGAGGCAGCGGGCCGGGUGUUGGGGGUGCAGGGCGUGGUGGCAUAGGAAAAGUAAGGCGAGAGUCUGCAUCGUCCACUCGCACUGUGCAUUGGGUUGAUGAGGAGAGGCCCGUUGAGGCAGCUGUGGUUGCUCCCUCCCCUAUGGAGGUUGCUCCCUCCCCUGCAGAGUUCGCUGCGGCGUCUGCAGAGGGCGCAGUGGCGUCUGCGGAGGGUCCAGGCGGGUUUGCGGGUGGUAGUGGCGAUGCUGGAGAGGUUGGGAGGCCAUCUGCACAGGUGGGUGUCAGUUUCAGCGACAGCAUUUUUGAUGUUUCGUUAGGGCAUCCUCCGACACCGACAGGGGAGCGUGUCGGUAUCGGUGUGGACGCAGCGUCCACGCCCGUCAGUCAGAUACUUCGUGACAUACCUUCAUGCAGCACGGGCGACAUCAGUAGUAGCAUGUUGCAGGAGGCAGCAAAGGCGGCACCGGGUCGGUCGGGGCAACACGAGCGUGCAGCUGGGGAUGAUGGGGAGUGUCGACCUGUGCAGGAGCGGGCGACAGAGUCAGAGCAGGACAGGAUCGACCUCAAGGAGAAGAGGAGGGCGCAGGGGUUGGCUAGCCGCUGCGAAAUGACGCAGAGUGUUGCAUUGAGGGCACAUGUAGCGCGAAUGCUCGAGACGGGCGUUGAGGCAGGUGAUCCAAAGGGCGAGUGCGGCGCUGCAGGCAUAGGGGAUGCGGGCGAGAGACCUGCGUCACCAGUUCAGGGUGUUUGGGUAUUGCCGCUCGGUGGGGCCAUAUCGGCGGGGGAGUUGGAGCGGCAGGCACGGGAGGACCCGUUGCUGGCAGAUCGCCGGGGGCAGAUGACCGAGGCGUCGAGGAGACUGAUGGCAGAGGCCCCAGCUUACUUGCCUUGCAGCUCGUCAGUGCCAUCGUCCACCACAGGUAUCAGCACACCCGCAUAUGUGGAGGGCACAGUCGCGGCUGAGGCGGUACGGGGCCCCUCGCCGACACCCGCCGGGGAGUCUCCUUCUCCUCAGUCACGGAAGAAGAAGAUGAGAGCAGGGAAAAGUCUUAGUACCGUGAGGAGAGUGACGCAGAGGAUGCGGGCGAGUCAGCCUGGGUUGGCCGGUUUACAUACGCGAACACGGGCGAUUUUGAGCGGGGACGUUGUCGCAGACGCAGCAGGAUGGCAGGAGAGGGUCUCCGACCGAGCGACGGAUCAGCCCAUGAGCGCACCUGCUGAGGCGACGUUGCCACAUACUGCAGGGCGUACAGCGGGCACCGGUGACCACGCUGAGCACAGUGCGCCCCCCGGGAGGAGCAUGGCUGCACGUAUAUUGCGGGAGGAUGUGAGGGCAGCGACAGCGCAACGACCGUCGCAGGCGCCAAUCGUUUGGGAGUUUGGCACAAACGAUUUGGAGAUGCCUUAUGACCAAUGGAGGAGGGUUUCCAUGAACGAUCUUCUUCGACCACAGGGAGGGGUUGAGGCAGCGCCACAGGGGGAGAUUCAUGCUCCGGAUACUACGCACGCGCCGGUAGGCGGCACAGGUCGUGGGGAUGGUGUGACAGGUGUGGUGCCGCAGAGGAGGAGGAAGGACAUUGUGGACGACGAUGACGCAUAGUUCCACCAUUAGUCUUCUUUCAUUCUCUGAUUCGUAGUAGUGUACACUAUAUUUAGUGCUUGAGACGA